AUGCUCUCGACGGGCGGGAAGAAGGAGGCAGCGCCCCCGCCUGUCCCAGGCAAGUCGGCGCUGGAACAGGUGAAGGACAGCGUGAAGUUCACCGCGGGCUCGAGCGAGGAGGAGCAAUUGAUGGGCAGCAUCAAGAAGUUCAUCGAGGAGGCAGAGAAGGAGGCGAAGCACUAG
Fibroporia radiculosa is the source of this 174-nucleotide messenger RNA. RefSeq lists its product as uncharacterized. NCBI's taxonomy places the organism in Eukaryota, Fungi, Basidiomycota, Agaricomycetes, Polyporales, Fibroporiaceae. The coding region runs from base 1 to 174 and encodes 57 amino acids. The transcript has 3 exons. The record is from RefSeq and is a predicted model, not a curated record.